Messenger RNA from Mugil cephalus (flathead mullet), 7597 nucleotides. RefSeq names its product band 4.1-like protein 1. Bases 401 to 4435 code for a protein of 1344 amino acids. Gene Ontology annotation, biological process: cortical actin cytoskeleton organization. The transcript has 25 exons. Gene Ontology annotation, cellular component: plasma membrane; cytoskeleton. Gene Ontology annotation, molecular function: structural molecule activity; actin binding. The record is from RefSeq and is a predicted model, not a curated record. Lineage: Eukaryota; Metazoa; Chordata; Actinopteri; Mugiliformes; Mugilidae.
CCUCCUUAACGCACUGACAGUCCCGGGGUGUGUGUCGGCGUGUGUUUGUGUGAGCGUGUCCUCCUGCCUCCCUGCAUCUGACAGCGUCCCUCCCUCUUUCUCUCUGCUCCUCCUCUCUCUCAUUAGGCUUUUCGCCGGCAAAACACCGACACACUCCCUUUCCCUUCAGCCAAGGGAAUACACACGGAGCGGCGGCGGCGGCGGCAGGAGCAGGACUGACCACCCCCGGUGCGCACCAUCCAUGUUCCUCCCCUGGAUACUGUCUGGCAGGAGGGUUGGUGUUACUUGCUGAAACGAGAGAGGCAUUCCCCGAGUGUGAGGUGAAGAGAACGAGCUAAGGAGUCCUCCCAGACAGCAGGGGGCAGCAGCAGCAGGAGCAGCAGCAGGAGCAGGAGCAGGCAUGCAGGACUCAGCCUCUGACGGCAAGAUGGCCAAACAGGAACAGAACUCCAAGUAUCUGGAUGAACACAGGGAACCCGAUGACACGUCUGAGAAGACGUCCCCGAACAAGAACCUCAAGUCACCCCAGAAAGGCUCCAAACGCCUCAAAACGGCCCCCUUCAAAGUGACGCUGUUGGAUUCCUCUGAGUUCGAGGGAGAAAUUGAGAAACACUCCAAAGGACAGACCCUGAUGGACAGGGUGUGCGCGCACCUCAACUUGUUGGAGAAGGACUACUUUGGUCUGACCUUUUCCGACACAGAGAGCCAGAAGAACUGGUUGGACCCCUCCAAGGAGAUCAAGAAGCAGAUGCGCAACUCUCCGUGGCAUUUUGCCUUCGCUGUCAAGUUCUACCCUCCGGACCCCUCCCAGCUCACAGAGGACAUCACCAGAUACUACCUGUGUCUGCAGCUGAGGGAUGACAUGCUGUCAGGUCGACUGCCGUGCUCAUUCGUCACUCACGCCCUCCUGGGCUCCUACACCGUUCAGGCAGAGUUGGGAGACUACGACCAAGACGACCACGGCCCGGACUACGUCAGCGAUUUCCGCUUCGCGCCCAAUCAGACCCGCGAGCUGGAGGAGAGAGUGAUGGAGCUCCACCGAAACUACAAGGGGAUGACUCCAGCAGAGGCCGAGAUGAACUUCUUGGAGAACGCGAAGAAAUUGUCCAUGUACGGGGUAGACCUCCAUCACGCCAAGGAUUCUGAAGGGAUAGAGAUAAUGCUGGGAGUCUGUGCCAACGGGCUGCUGAUCUACCGUGAUAGGCUGAGGAUCAACCGCUUUGCCUGGCCCAAGAUCCUCAAGAUAUCGUACAAGAGGAGCAACUUCUACAUCAAGAUAAGGCCUGGGGAGUAUGAGCAGUUUGAAAGUACAAUCGGUUUUAAGCUUCCCAACCACAGAGCUGCCAAGAGGCUUUGGAAGGUCUGCAUUGAGCAUCACACUUUCUUCCGCUUGGUCUCUCCGGAGCCUCCUCCUAAGGGCUUCUUGGUGAUGGGUUCAAAGUUUCGUUACAGUGGAAGGACGCAGGCUCAAACCAGACAGGCCAGCGCUCUCAUAGACAGGCCCGCUCCUCACUUUGAGCGCUCCACCAGCAAGAGGUACCUGCUGUCCAGGAGCUUGGAUGGAGAGUUCUCACGUCCCGUCUCGUCCAUGUGUGAGAACCACGACGGCAUGUCCCACCGCAGUCACAGUGAACAGCGACGUCUCCACAGCCCCUCUGUGGACGAGCAGGAGACGGAGCUGGAGCCCAGUCUGGAGCAGGACGAGGAGGACAGGGACCACGAGCCGGCACGGGAAACGGACCAGGACCAGGACGAGGAUGGCGACGUCACACCGAGCAGAAAGAAAGAGAUCAUGGAGGAGGCUGGGUCACCAGUUGACAGUAAACAAGAGCUCUCUCAGUUGGACCAGGAGACCACUCCUCGGCACAAACAGGAGUUCCUGGACAAGUCGCAGGACGUCUUGCUGAAGCACCAGGCCAGCAUCAACGAGCUGAAGAGAGCCCUGAGGGAGCCCAACAGCAAGCUGAUGAACCGCGAGAAGCGUCUGUCAGCGACCUCCCCAACUGGCACACCAGAAAAGAAGGCUUUGGUGGGCCGGCCGAUGGUAAAGGACCCUGUUAACAGCCUGUCUGUUGAGGGUUUCGUCCAGAAGACUGUGGUGACUUCACCCGAGGGCUCUGAGGAGUGGGUAUUGAUUGAAAAACAAGAACCUUAUCAACAAGACCUUGACUGGAAGGCAGAAGAAAAGAACAAAUCUUUCCCAUCUGAUUCCUCGUGGGAGAAAAGGGAGCUGGAAAAAGAUAUAGAUGUUGCCAAGAUGAUACAUAAAGAGGUAACGGGGUAUGACAGAAAAGAAAUGAAAAGCCAUAUUGAUGAAUUUCCGUCAACAAAAUCGCCCAGAGAGGCAGACGCAUGCCCUGAGCCUUGGCGUUUUGUGAUUCCAUUGUCUGAGGAUGCCGGCCUGUUUCAAGACAAAUCUCAACGUAAACCUUCUCAUGCCUCAGGCCCUGAGGCUAACAAUGAUGUGGCCCCAGGCCCUCGUCAGAUAAAGGAACGCACGGCGUCUAAACCGAGGAAAAAGAGGAGACCCCAGAGCUUAAAUCUGGGAAUGCCCGCGGAGCUCAUCUACGAGAAAGCCGGCCGCGAUUCCAGCGGAGAAGAAGAAAACGAGGGCUCAGACUCAGACAACAAUUCGGAACAAACACUGAAGAAGGGAAGUCAUUGUGAGUCGCCCCCAGCGGUGAUGAUGAAAGAUGAUCUGGGAUUAGGAAAGGAUCAGUCUGAUAGGGUCUAUAAAGACAGCAAGCAAGACGAUAAAUAUGGGGAGAACAGGGAGGCCGCCACUCAAGGAACAGAGCAAGUGAAGAGAAAAGUGAACCAGACUGGGAGAGAAGAUGUGGAUCUAGGCUCAGUGAAUGGACCUGGAAAGAUAGAACAUGACAGUUCGUUAGCAGCUGUUAAAGGGGAGUGUGUGAUGAAGGUGCGAGGGAAGGGCCUCAUUGACAACAAAGAGCUAGCAGAGGUAAAACUGCGACAGGUCAGGACACAUGAGAGGAAGAUCAGUAGUUCUGGAGGAGAGGAUGUAGAGGGUUUCCUGGGCGACAGAGGUCAGAGGACGUCUUUCCACCGACUGUCGGGCAGCAGCUACCAGGCGGAAAUCACCAGGAUCGUUCCUCUCAAGCCGGAGCGGUCAAAGAGCGUAGCUGGUAAGGAUGAGAGGGACCAGGCGGGGCAGGACGAGCCAACGCGGGUCAUCAGGAGAGAGUACCGCUGGUCCGUCGGCUCUCCGGAGGGAUCCUCAGACCUCAGCUGGACAGAUGUCCCCGCCUUCCACCCAGCAUUCGCAGCAGACCUGGAGGACGGAGCUAAGACAGAACAUUCGGAGGAUAGCUUCCAGUCUGGCAGAGGGUACGCGGAGAGUCAGACGAUUGGUUCAAGGAUCUCAGCGCUUCCCAAAAUGGCUCCCCCAGCCCCGCCGGUGAAGACGCAGAAGGCCAGGGAGUCCGGGCUAAUACUGCGCAACAGCCGAAAUGCCGGCAGGGAGACGAACCUCGACUCGGCCAAGAAGAGACACUCGGAGCCCGUCUCCACCCCUGCCAUUUAUGAAGAGCCGUUUGCUGAUUUCAAGAAGGAGCUCGCGGAGAGAAGGCCUCAGCCGAGCGUAGCCUCGGAGGAGGAGCAGGAGAGGGACACGGUGGCUUGCAUGAGGGAAACCCACCUGGGCAUCGAGCGCAAGUGCUCCAGCAUGACGGUCAGCUCCACGUCCAGCCUGGAGGCCGAGGUCGACUUCACCGUCAUCACGGACCUCCACUCCGGCGUGGAGGACUUCUCUAAGGGCAUGUCGGAGCUGGGGGAGAGGGAGCGGCAGCCGGAGGUGGGCCGGGAGGACUUCGAGGAGACCUCCCGGUUCUACUCGGCCCGUCUGAUGGGCUCCAGGGACAAGUCUCCCAUGGAGGAGACGCUUCCCGAGGAGGGAAUGCAUCACCACCACCACCAUCAUCAUGAGCCUCCCGUGGCAAAGAAAGACCCCACCGCUGUGAGCGUGGCCCACAAACUGAAGAGGGCUGACACCAAGACGGAGACGCACACAAAUGGAUCGGAGGUCCACACCAACAUCAUGGACGUCUCACAACAGGACCACGGUGUCGUCAGCCCACGGGAGGCUCCUGCUGCCCUUAAAGAAAAUGGCUCCCCGGUAAAAGUCAGCAUCCAGGAGAGGGAGUCCGUCGUGUCGCCGCUGACCAUCACCGGGGAGAACGUCACCUCGGCAACCACAACACAAGUUACCAAGACUGUGAAAGGAGGCUACUCCGAGACCAGAAUCGAGAAAAGGAUUAUAAUCACAGGAGACGACGACGUGGACCAACAUCAGGCGCUCGCCAUGGCGAUCCAAGAGGCCAAGCAGCAGCAUCCUGACAUGCUGGUGACAAAAGCAGUGGUUAUCAGGGAAACAGAGUCUCCCACUGAGGAGCUGCAGCACAAAGCCGAGUCCUGAUCGGACGUGGCGGCCCCCGAGACUGGGGCGGGGGUGCACAGGAGAAGAUCCUCCAGCCGUGUGUCUCCUGCCCUGCCCUGCAGUACGCCACCAACCCAGUAAAGAGGACUAUCUACCCCACUGUGUACACACCGACGCAAGAGCAGGCUGCGUUCCAUGAAGCAGUAGACCUCCACUCCUGUCCCUUUAGACAAACCAACUGUGACGCGGCCCGUGACCCCCACCCAGCCUCCCGCUCAGUCCCGGCCAAUCCCAUCUUCCUCCACCUCCUCGUGGACCCAUAGAGAUGUCUUCUAUUGGAAAGAUUCAGCUUUUCUUGCAUAUUGUUAAACCCGACAUGAUUUAAACUCCCUCCCUUCGCAAAUUACUACUUCCUGUUUAAAGGCAAAAAAUAUCUGCCUCGUGUUUCUGUCACAUAUGAUGUGAAUGUAAGAGAAAAGGUGGGUUGGCUGAAAGUGUGGGGGCAGCGCUGGUGGCGUGGGUGGGGUGGGGAGGUGUCAAGUGGCGAGAGGCAGCCUUUUCGCUUGUUGUCGCCACCUCCCGGCCGUGACACCUUCAGUAUAAUCAACUGCUGUCUUAUUAGCUUUUUACAUUUUUAUCUAUAGAUGAUCUAAUUUAUGUUCAGUGUUUGCUUGUUUAUGAAAUAUGUAUAAUAUCAGAUGAUUAUAAUCUGCAUGGUUCGAUUAAAAAAAAAAAAUAAUUAAAAAAUAGCAGAGGGAAUGAAAACACAAUACUCGGACAUGUUCACAUUCGAAACCGAAAUGUCAUGAUGGAACCGAGGACCUGCUGAGAUAGCGCAAAGAACUCUGGGCCAAUAAGUCAUGGACUCAUAGAAAUGUUGACAGACUGUGCUGGAGAAUAUAAAGACACUUCCUUCAGUGGACAGCUGGAACGGGUCCCAGUCUCCAAACAUCCAAACAUCACAGUCCUUGUCCCGCUUCACUGUCACUGUUUCAUUUUGGUGUCAGCUCGCCAACGAUAUAAAUAGACGCUGGUCACACAGUCCGGGCAGAGGUUUAGGAUUUUUAGAGACAUUUUAAUAUAAUGUUACACUGUAUCUAAGAAUGCAAAUGUUUUGUUUUUUUGUUUUUUCUUACUUGAUUUUAAUGACUUCCAUUGUGAAUCGGUUUCUUUGAUAUUCCUGUGUUUUUGGACAUUUCAGUCUAAAUGUGUGAACAUGCUGUGACUUUCUUUUCUUCCCCCGCCCCCCUCCUCAACCUUCCCUGGAGAUCUCACAGCGUUAAAUCAGAGGGUUGUCAUCCGCAGCUAGAAAGUUAGUUCACCAGAUUGUGAUGAGUUGUGAAUGUGUCAGUAUCAUAAAUAUGGACGCUGCGUUCCCACUUCCUUGCAUUGGUCAAACUGAUGCUCGUUUCCCAGGGAUACAGGGCGGCGGCGCCAUCUUGCCAGUUUGUAGCCAGAGUCCGAUAUUGAUGACCUGCCAACACUUCCUCCUGACUCACUUUCGUUUAAUUAAUACUUGUUGGCAUGGCAACAGGAUGUCGCAUCCAACUAACCAAAAUGAAAAAACUGACAUUUGAACAUUCGUCAACAUUAUAUCAACCACAUAAAACAACAGAAACCAUCCUUAGAAAAUGUAUUUGACGUGUAUUUUAGUAUUUUAGAGACAAGAGACAAAAAGUCCCACCCACUAAAAUGGAGUGGGUGGAGCUUAUGGCCUACACUGCAGCCUCCAGCCACCAGGGGGAGCUCUACUUACUUACCUUACUUACUUUGACAUCACGUUUGAGGAGCUGUUCCGUCGUCCAUCUUUAUACAGUCUAUGGUGAAUAUUGGCAUCGUAGGCUUUGCUUCAAACUUUUUAAAAAUUACACACAUGUUUAGCCGCAACACUGACAUAGUUUCACCCGGUUAAAAGCUCACAGUCAAUGUUUUUAUUUGAAACCAGUUUUAAUUUGAAAUUCUGUCUAGGUCACAGAUUUUUUAUUUUUUUUUCUGAAAUGCUCCACUAUGUUAAACCUUUCUAACUUGUUUUGUGCGUUUGCUGUGCUCACUUCAUACAGACACAUCCCCCCCUUCUGUCAUUUUCACUAAUUCCUGAAAACGCCCUAGAGUUACAGAUUGUGACGUGUUUGGUGGUGUUUUCAGAAAUGACAAACGACUGAUGUUACCACCCGAACCCCAUCCAUUCGUCUUAUGUCCGAGCUGAAAGACUUCUCCUGGGUUUCCUUCCAGGCUCCACUGAGUCAUUUCACUCAUUUUAUUAAUAUAAAACUGUAUAAAUCAGCUUAAAGACUUUUUCCAGCUGCAUGUUUGCAAACACACGGCCUGAAAAGUUCAAAACCACACGAUCAACACAGAGACUUUUUCUUUUGUCUUUUUGUUGUCUUCUGUCGGAUUAACUCCUUUAAAGUUCUGCUGUUUGAGUUUGUACUUAUAUUUAUAGGAACGCCUCCGUGUUCCCCUUAGCAGACAAAGCCGAGGGCAUAUUGUGCGACGUACGCGGCCGGUGUGGACUGUCACGUGUAUCCAUAUAUCCUGGGUGACCUUUAAUACUAUACUAUGCAUAGUUUAUGAAACGUAAGAACCCCUCGGACUCACGUCGGCCUCGUCGUUGUUAGCGUUGUGCUGUUAAGCGAAGCGGUGAAGCGCACUGCUUGCGAGACUUGCAAUAAGCAGCCAUCACCCCCCGCCCCCCCUUCGCUCUAAAGGGAGAAAACUGUGAACUCUCAUGUGUACCGAAGCGUAACCAAAACCUGUAACACACACACACACACACAGUUGUAGAGUAACAUUCAAAAAGAAGCUUCUCCAACACUUGUGAUCAUGGCUCUUGUCGCGCUCAUCGUCUAAUCGACCUGCUGUAGAUGUGUCUGUGGAAGCAAACAGAUGAUUUGUAUAAUUUUCUCUCUCUUUUUUUUUUUUUUUUUUUUUUAUUUAAUUUAAUUUUAUCUGGUCAAACGACACUGGAGAGUUGUGAACGACAGCAGCACAUCUACUGUAAACUGCUGGGAAUGAGGACCUGCCUCUGCUGUAGGACAGGCCACGUUACUGACGGAGGGUUAAUAGUUGUAGGCAUAAGGAGAGAAGCUGAGGUGUUGAGACGGAGUAUGGACAGCCUGUAUUUUUUUAUAUUAAUAUACACUACCAGUCAAAGGUCAAGUCAAUGACUGGUAGGUAUAACUAUAUAUAUAUAUAUAUAUC